AUGCACGUGUUCAUACACACAUCUGUCGCCAGGCGAAACCAGCUGGGCGAAACCAGCCGGGCGAAACCAGCCCCGGGCGAAACCAGCGGCUGCCGGUUGACUUUGGCUGGCCUUCUGGCCGCCGACCGAGGAGCAGCUGGGGGCCUCCCGGCGACCGCUGGCGGCGCGUCCGGGCGGACGGCGGCUGCACCGCUGCAGCCUCGGCCGCCUCUGGUUCGCAGGUGCUCUGGCGGGCCAGCGGCCUGGGUGCUUCAGGAGGGAAAGAAACGCACGGACACAGCUGCAGCGUGCGAGCCACGAGGCGAGCCGGCGGGCGCGGCCUGA
This is a messenger RNA of Prorocentrum cordatum, 324 nucleotides long. The record is from the annotation of a GenBank genome assembly. Lineage: Eukaryota; Dinophyceae; Prorocentrales; Prorocentraceae.